Messenger RNA from Bemisia tabaci, 12875 nucleotides. The record is from RefSeq and is a predicted model, not a curated record. NCBI's taxonomy places the organism in Eukaryota, Metazoa, Arthropoda, Insecta, Hemiptera, Aleyrodidae.
CUAUUGACUUUCACAAUCACAACGAAAACUUUGUUGCGGCACGUGCUGUUAUCGUAAUUUUCAGUCAAUUUCAGCGAAUUUUCCGUUCUUAAUCAUUAACGAUAAUACCCUCCAAAUGAUUGCUCUGAACGAUUCUUAGAAUUAAAUAUCAAGUCGUCAAGUGUCAUUCUUUCCUAUUUAGCUGCUUUGUAAUCACCACUCAAUUCUCGGACAUCCUUCUCAAGGACAUCAUGAAUGCGCUCUUCAGUCGCUGAUCAGCAGAUUUGAAUCUACUGAAAAGGUUACCAAGAAGGAAGAGAUUUGACAAUAAAUACAUAAGACCCCUACUCAGGCAAAUGAGAAGGACUGAACACAAAUAACCAGCUUUGGAAAAUUCUGGACAUUUCUUCUGAAUAAAGUAGAAUCGAAAUAAGGAAAAUUAAAAAAUAUUUUUUUAGACUUUCACUUCUAAGGAGUACUCAGGUGAGCAUUGAAUUUUUGACGUUUGAAUAUUUUUGUAAAAUGCAGGAUCAAACCGAUAAAAAAGGAGGUGCCUGCAAGGAAUUUUCUGCGGAAGACGUCUCAUCAGAAGAGGACUCAUCAUAUGAGGACUCAUUUGAUGAUGAUUGUUUUGAAGAUUCAUCUGAUGAAGACAUGUCAGAUGAGGAUUUACCACAGGAAUUACGCGACCUGGGAAGCAGUUCAAGAGCCGAUUUGCUUGCCAAGGCAACGGAGAGCAAAAUACAGCUCAUCAAAUCGCGAAUACAAGCAGGGGAAGAUUUAAACACAAAAAUGGAGGGAGGUAUGACUUUGAUCUUUUGUGCAAUUGCCAUGAAAAAUAUUCCUCUUAUAGAAGAAAUGGUCAGCCAUGGUGCAGACUUGAAUAUAAGAGCUGAUGAUGGAUCGACCCCUUUGUCUGCUGCCAUUCAGAGCCGCCGGUUCGACAUGGUCAGUCGCUUACUAGACCUAGGUGCUGACAUCCAAUUGAGGAUUUCCGACCUUCACCCUGAAGAUACUUACCUUCAUCGUGCAGCUUCAUGCGGAUGUGUAGACAUGAUCAUAUUAUUCAUCGAAAAAGGUAUUGAUGUUAAUGUGCGAAAUGGUUAUGCAGAGACACCGUUACAUUCAGCUGUUAGAUUCGGUGAGGCAGAAGCUGUAAGUGCGCUUUUGGUCAAUGGUGCAGAUGUCAAUGCUGGGGCAUGCAGUGUAUUCAAAGAGUUGCCUCCUGAUGAGAGAAAGCUCGGGUCAAACGUCACACCAAUAUUUCUGGCUGCCAUGUUUAACGAGCCUUCAAUUGUCAAAAUUUUGAUAGAAGCUGGUGCAGAUGUAAACGCAACUACAAGCAAGAUGUAUACCUCAUUACAUCCAGCAGCCCAAGAAGGGUAUUUGGACAUAGUUCGAAUGCUUUUGGAAAGAAAAAUCGACGUCAAUGUGAGAUCCGAAGUAGACCGCACAGCUUUAAGUCUGGCAGCAAGAAGUGGCCAUGUGGAGAUCGUCAAAGCCCUCAUGGAUGUAGAAGAUAUUGAUCUCAAUCCAGAAAGCUUCUUUGGUGAUACACCUUUAGUUUCUGCAGCAAUUUUUGGACAUAUGGAAAUUGCCAAACUUCUCAUCGCUAAAGGUGUUUCUAUUAAUGCUUCUGGGCCGGAGUUGCAUUGUUCACCUUUGAAGUCAGCCAUUAUCCAUGGUAGAAAAGAAAUGGCUGAAUGGUUAGUCUCAAAUGGUGCAAAGUGUCAAAAUUCAGAUCUCCCGCUAUUAACUCUUGAUUUUCAGAUUCCACUUGUCUUGCACCUUGCUGCAAGAAAUGGAUGGGCAAGAGUUGUGGAAAGCCUCAUCUUAGAUAGUUUGAUAGAUGUGAACGAACUAACGGAUGAUGGUGAAACUGCGCUACUUCUGGCCACCUCCUCUGGUCAUCUUGAGGUCGUAACGAUUCUCCUGAAAAAUGGUGCUGAUCCAAACAUGGCAGAUAAAAAGGGUCAAACACCAAUUUGGACGGCAGCCAACCGAGGAGAUGAUAAAAUGAUUGAACAGCUCAUGAUGCAUGGUGCCAAUGUGAAUGUAGUCUACGGAAAAAAGAAGGAAACACCAUUGUUCUCUAUGGUUCGUAUGAACAACAUUCCAAUGGCAACCCUUAUCCUAAAAGGGGUCGUCAAUAUCAAUUUGCAAAACAGCAAGACUCUUGCAGCUCUUCACAUUGCCGCUGGAAAAGGUUACUGCGAAAUGACAGAGCUGCUUUUGAAGUACAGUGCCGAUGUCAAUGUUAAAACCAAAGAAGGAUACACUCCACUUUUUCUGGCCGUUGAGCUUAAGCAUCCAGACACAGCCCAGAUUCUACUAAAACAUGGUGCUAAUGUAAAUCUAGCCUGCUGCUCCGGUGUCAUGCCAAUUCAUAGUGCUGCUUGUGAAUUGAAUAGGGAUAUGGUGAAAUUAUUGCUACAAUAUGGAGCUUAUUACAACAAGGAAGCCAAAGCCUUGAACUGCUGUGGGACACCAUUAAGAUUCGCACAUGAGGGUAAAGAUACUGAACUAAUGGCAGUGUAUGAGCUAAUUAAGAAACUGUUGAACGCAUCUUCAAAAGUGGAUGUUGAAGGAAUCAAGUCCUGCCUUGAAGCUGGUGCUAUCGUGAAUGCAAGGAAUGCAGAAGGAAUGACAGCUUUACAUUACGCUGUCAGUUGCAGUAAUAUAGACGCAACCAACUUGUUACUGGAAUACAAUGCAGAUGUUGAGUUAGAGACCAACAAAGGGAAUCGGCCUUUGGACAUUGCUGUGGCCAAAAACAACCAGGAACUUGUCGGUAUUCUUCUAAGGCAUUCUGAAAAACUCGACUUCCGCAAACGCAACCGUAUAGUAAAUGCAAAGACCCUGGAAGGUAUGACAGCCCUGCAUAUUGCUGCUGAGAAGAAUUGUGUGCAUAUUGUCCAGCUCUUACUUGGAAAUGGAGCAGUUUACAACAUCAAAAACAAUGCUGGGAUGACACCUCUUUCUCUUACUAAAAACGAAGUUAUCCAAAAGAUUUUGCUGUCAGUUGAAAAGUUUUUUGAAGCAGUAGAAAGUGGUGUUGAUCACUUAACAGAUGCUAGUCAAAUGUUAGAAGGGAAUGAAUCCAUUCUGAAUGCAAGAGAUUGCAAGGGCGGAGGUACACUACUCUAUUGGUCAUCUGCCAAAGGCCUUACAGCUAUUGCAGAGUUUCUUUUAGAUCGAGGGGUGGAUUGUUCGUUAGUGACAAACAAAGGCACAUUGCCAUUACAUAUUGCCGUGUCCAAGGGCCACACAAAAAUAGUGAGAGCCAUUUUGAACAAAGUGGCAAGUAAUGAUCCGAAAAAAGCAGCAGAGCUUGUUAAUACCGCCACAUCUGCUGGCACAGCACCUUUGCAUUUGGUGUCAAACACAGAAAUUGCUUGUUGUCUUCUUCAACAUGGAGCCGUGUAUACAGUGCAAAACAAAGAAAAUAAAUCAACAUUAGAACUCACUCAAGAUGAAAAUGUACAGAAGUUACUCCAAACUACUCACCAGCUAUUUCAAGACACAAUUAAAAGUGAUCUUGCAGUGAUGAGUGUGCUAGAUAGCCUAAGUCUAGAUGAGUUCAAAGCUGUUGCUGGUGCGUGCAAUGAAAAAGGUCAAACUCUUUUGCAGCACUUUGUAGUAAAUGAUCAUGCAGAAUUAGCGAGCAAUAUUCAGGAAAAAAUAGAUAAGUUUAUCACCAUGAGCCCUGGACGAUCAAGAAACAAAAUUCCAUCCAGUCAAUCAGCUGAAGGUCGGGCAUUGUUGAGACGUAAAAUAUUGUCACUCAUUCGAUCGGGUGGUGAUUUGAAUCAGGUGGUUUCACGGGAAGGAGACACUCCACUCCUUUGCGCAGUCUUGUGGGGAGAUCUUGGUCUCGUUGAAGAAUUAGUCAAAAGUGGAGCGGACAUAAACAAAAGAGCAACUGACAUUGAAACUUCUCCACUGGCACUAAGCGUAAGUCGGAAAGAAUUAGCGAUAUUUAAUUGCUUACUUAAUCAUGGUGCUGAUAUUCAAACAAAAGCCGUCAAUGGAGCCUCAGUGCUUCAUCUGGCAAUCCAAAAUAAUUUUCUAGAUGUGAUUGAACUAAUCCUUGACAGAGGAGUUGACGUCAAUGUACAGAAUGAUCAGGAAGAGACACCUUUGCAUUAUGCAGCUAUGUUCUCAAUUGCAAAAAUUGCAAGGUUACUCUUGGCGAAAGGUGCCAUUAUCAAUGCCAAAGGACACAUGGAUUAUGGUUUGUAUGAUGGCAAAUCGUCUCCGAUCACGAAAAAUGUUACCCCGUUGUAUUAUGCCGCAACUUUUGAUAACACCGAGGUUGCCAACGUCUUAAUUAAAGCCGGCGCAGAUGUGAAUGCUUGCACAAGUCAUGGAUGGACGCCUCUAAUAUCGGCUGCGCAAGGUGGAUAUUCGGAAAUGGUUCGAAUGCUUCUCCGUGCCAACGCCGAUGUAAAUGCCAAAACUAUUGAGGGUCAGCAGGCGGCGAUUCAUCUUGCAGCCAAAGAAGGUAAAAGAGAGACAGUCGAAACUCUCUUGAGCGUGGAAGGGAUUGAAACCAACUCAGCCUCUGCCCUAGGGUUCACUCCACUGUCUCUUGCAAUUCACUACAAUCGUCCAGAAAUUGCGGAACUUCUGAUAAGCAAAGGCAAAGCUCCUGUUGAUAAUCAGACUGGUCCACAUCAUUCCUGGAUGACAACUCUCCAAUUAGCCUACGAGCUAGGAAAUGAGGAUACUGCAGAGUUAUUGAUAAGAAAUGGUGCUGAUCUCACAGGGAAAGGCUGUUGUGCUGAGUAUUUUAAGCCCUUACAUGAAGCUGUUGAGAGAGGUUGGACCCGCGUCGUGGAGUGCCUUGCCUCCAAAGUCGAUGUGGACGAAAUUUCUGACAUUAGGACUUGUUUGACAGAAGGAAUUUACCAGGGUAAUAAGCAUAUUGUUGAAAUUCUUUUGAGGAACGGUGCCAAUCCUGAUCUAGAAGACAACGAUUUCGAUACGCCUCUUGACAAGGCUAUAGCAUCAGAACAAGAAGACAUUUUUGAGUUACUUGUUAAGUAUGGUGCUCACGUCAUUUCCGGAGACAAGUACAGCAAAAAAUAUCAGAAAAAAUUUCUGCUCCAUGCAGUCUCAAACAAUCGCAUUGAAGUAGUGAUUUCACUCUUGCGGCUAGGAGUCAAUGUAAAUUGUAAAAAUCGUGCUGGUGAAACGCCUCUGCAUAUUGCUGUUGAGUCAAAAUUCCAAUUACUCGCCACCAAACUGUUGGAGUUAGGUGCUGAUGUGAAUGCCCCUAAUAAAAGUGGUGUUCUGCCAAUUCAAGUCGCAGUCCAGGCCGGAGACAGGAACAUGGUGAAAAUUUUGCUCAGCCAUGGAGCCUACUGUAAUGUAAGCUCAGAAGCUGCAAAAGGCAGUGUUUUUGGAAUGACAGCAACCGAUACAACUGUUAUUGAAACAUUAGAACUGUGUAACAAACUAAUAAACUCUGUAGCUAAAAAUAACUAUCAGCAAACGGAAGAGUGCAUCCAAGCAGGGGUUAUUUUAAAUGCUAGAGAUGCGGAUGGCGCUACUGCCCUUUUAAAGGCAGUUCAGAGUAAAAGCAUUGAUACUGUCAAUUUAUUGUUGAAACACAAUGCUGAUGUUGAAUUGGGAACAAAAUCAGGCAACCCUUUGCUCAUCGCUGUAGCCAAUGGCGACGAGAAACUAACGCACAUUCUCCUGGAGUACAUCAAGAAACAAAACUUCAUCAAGCAGAAUUUCAUACUGAAUGCCACACAUCCGAUGGUGAAACAGCUUUACAUGAGGUAUGUACUGAACUUACUUGACCGUUUGAAAGUGGACGAGUUUAAAGCAGUUGCCGGUGCGCAAAAUAAGUCAGGGCAGUCUUUACUCAAAGAAAAAACUCUCCUCACUACAAUGUUGGGAAAAUUAGACCAAGAAUUAAGGAAUAAAGCUACAGGCACUAAACAACUCUCCCGCAAGAAGGCUGCAGAAGUCAGGAAGAUCAUGAGAAAAGAAAUACUGAGAAAAAUUAAAUCAGGCUGUAAUCUAAGCCAGGAAUUCCCCGGCUGCGAGGGAGCAACUCCAAUUCACUUCGCGGCUAUGUGGAAGGACCUUCCUCUGAUUCAAGCAAUAGUCCAGUCAGGAGUGGACAUAAACUUAAGAUCACACAAUGAAGAAGUAACCCCAUUAGAAGUGUCAAUGGCCCUUGAUGAUUUAAGUUUUACGAAUAGUUUGUUGAACAUGGGUGCAGACAUUAAUUCCAGGAAUUCGCGAGGGGACUCAGUCCUGCAUGCUGCAGCUGAAGGUGGAACCGCUCGCAUAGCUUCGUUUUUAAUUAGCAAAGGACUUGAUGUUAAUGUACAGAACUUUCAAGGAGAAACACCUUUGCACUUAGCAGCUAAAUUUAAUAACGCUAGUGUUGCAAAAGUACUGUUAGCAAAGGGCGCAAAUGUCAAUGCUGGUGCACAUGUCAUUUCAGAUUACAGUGAGUUUGGCAUGAAGAGGUCAGAAACUAAGGUUGAUAUUGGAUCAAAUAUUACACCAUUGUACUGGGCCGCAUCCUGUAGAGCUGAUGAUGUUGCCAAGAUUCUUAUCGAAGCAGGUGCAGACGUUAAUGCGCAAUCUAGCUUAAAAUAUACACCAUUGCAUAAUGCAGCACAAAGUGGGUCUAUGCCAACACUGCAAAUGCUUCUGAAGGCCAAUGCAAAUGUUAAUGUUAAGAGCACCCAAACAGGGCGGACACCGCUGCAUCUUGCAGCACAAAAUGGCGAAACUAAGGCUGUUGAAGCUCUACUAAACAUCGAAGGAAUUGAAAUCAACCCAGUUGCAAAUGGAGGAGAUACUCCCCUUAUGCUAGCAAUUUUAAAGAACCAUUUGGAUAUUGUCAAGCUUCUCAUUGGAAAAGGCACUCACAUUGAUGAUCUCGGUGGUCACCCGUACUUCCAUACUCCACUUCAAGAAGCUUUUCUUCACGAUAAGGGGGAUAUUGCAGAGUGGUUGAUUAAAAAUGGUGCUGAUGUCAAAGCCAAAGGUUGUUGUGCUGCCUCUUUCAAGCCCUUGCAUGAAGCAGUCGAAAAUGAGUGGGUCGGCGUAGUAGAGUGCCUGGCUCCCAAAAUUAAUGUGAAUUCAAGAUCAUCUAGUGGUGGAACUCCCUUACUCAAGGCAGUCCUCCAGGGCCAUCGCCGUAUUGUAGAAAUCCUGCUACGAAAUGGAGCAAAUCCUAAUAAAACAGACGAUAAGAAUCGAACUCCACUCUUCGUUGCAGCCGUCGGAAAUCAGGACAAAAUUAUCGAGCUCCUCGUAGAGCAUGGUGGUCAUGUAAAUACAGUUUGUGGGGAUGGCAAAAAGACUCCUUUAUUCUAUGCAACUUCCACAAAUAAUAUGUCUCUAGCCUUGUUACUCUUGCGUCUUGGAGCUGAUGCAAAUGUACAAAACUCCAAAGGUUUGACACCACUACACAGUGCUGUAGGGAGAGAAAAUUACGAAAUGGUGAAAUUGCUCUUGAGAUACAAUGCAGAUCCCAACAUCAGAGAAAGUGAAAAAGGUAAUACACCAUUUUAUGUCGCCGUUAAAUCUAAAUGUCUAGAUUUAGUAGAGUUAUUGUUGGAUUACGGUGCUGAUGCGAACGCUGCCAAUAAAAAUGGUAUCUUGCCCAUACAUGUGGCGGCCCAUGCUUUAGAUAAGGACUUGGUGAAAAUUUUGCUUAGUCAUGGAGCUUAUUACAAUGCAGAAUCAAAGGGCAGCAGUACUCCCUUAAAGUUUGCUAUGGUAGCGAAAGAUGCAAAACUGAUAACAAUGUUGGAGUUAAACAACAAACUGUUCAGUGCGAUAGCCAGGAACGACUCAUACCAAAUAGAGUGUUGUGUUCAGGCAGGUGCCAUCUUAAAUGCUAGGAAUAUAGACGGUGUGACUGCUCUCUACAUGGCUGUGCACAGUGGUAAUAGUAAUAUCGUCAACUUAAUGUUGAAACACAAAGCCAAUGUAGAAUUAGGAACCAACAAAGGCAAUCCUUUGCUCAUUGCUGUAGCUAGUGGCAAUGAGGACCUUAUUCAUAUGCUUUUGAAACAUGUGAACAAACUUGAACCAAUCAAAAACAAUAGAAUCAUAAACGCCACAACAUCACAAGGAUCAUCAGCGGUGCAAAUAGCAACAGAACUCAAUAAUAUGCAAGUCGUCCAACUUUUAUUGCAAAACGGAGCCAUUUUCAACAUCCAAGAUAAAAAUAACAAGACGCCCUUAUCCUCAGCAAAAGAUAAGAGCAUUGAAGAUUUAUUUAAGUCUCUUGAAAGUCUUUUUGAAAUAGUGAAAGACUGCUCGGACUCAGUGGAAGAAAUUUCAAGAAUUUUGAAAAAAAAUAAGUCUGUUUUGAACGCUAGAGAUGUUUCUGGAGGUGGUACGUUAUUAUACUGGUCAAUUUCAAAAGACCUUGCAGCGAUUGCUAAGUUUCUUUUGAAACAAGGUGCUGACUACUGUUUAGUAACAAACAAAGGGACAUCUCCAUUACACAUAGCUGCCUCCAAGGGAAACCUGGAAGUGGUCAAAGCCAUCGUUGCCAACGCAAUUGGUUCAAGUCCUGGAGCAGCGAGAGGUAUUGUCAAUGCAGUCACAGUUAAUGGUACAGCACCUUUACAUGUCGCUUCAAACAAAAGAAUUGUCUCGUGUCUUUUGCAGACUGGAGCCAUUUACAACAUCCGCAACAGGGAAAAUAAAACAGCACUAGAAAUAACGCAAGAUGAAGACACAAAGAAAUUACUCCAAACGACUCAUCAAAUUUUCGUAAGUAUGAAAACUGGCGACUUUCAAGUCAUGAACAUUCUCAAUGGCCUCAAACCGGAUGAUUUGAAUGCUGUUAUUGGUGCAAGAAACGCUGAAAGUCAAACUCUGCUGCAAGUGGCAGAGGCCAAUGGGCACAAAAAAAUUGCUAGAAGACUAGAACAAAAAAUUAAGGGUCUUAAGGCUUGAAAAUGCGUCAAGAAUUGGAUAUUUAUUCAGUUUCUAGGCAUCAAGUUCAGCCAGCACCUCUUAUUUUAUUAUUUAUAUCCUAUGUAUGUUCUGUGAACAUAUAAUUCUGUUUGAAAUAAUAGUACAUAGUUCCAGCAAAAGCUUUCAAUUCAUUGAAAUACUUUAUAAAGUAAUCUAUCUUAUGGUCGGACCGUGGCCCCUCUAUCAUUCAAAAUCACAUUAAAUAGGCUUCAAAACAAGGCAAACUUCAAGAUUUAAUGAUUUCUUAAAAAAUGCCUUGAACCUGCACAUGUUGAUUUCUGGAGUCACUCGGACCUAGAAGAAAAAAGAAAAAAUCAAAAAAAAAAAAAAAAAUCAAGACUUUGCAAUAGAAAAGUAUUCUUGUUUCAUUCAACAUUCAACUCUCUUGUUGAAAACGAUAAUUUUUCAGUAGGUAUCCAAAUGUUCAAUUCUGUGUUUUUUGCCUUUGAAUUUUUGUAUCAGUUCGCUCUGAUAAGUGUUCCGAGACGGUCGUCUCACAAAAAGUGGCUCUCUUAUCUAACCCAUUAAUCAACGCUGUGCUUAAGUAAGCGAGUGACUGUGUGAUAUGCCGGGCGGUGGCAGGGCCCCCCUCCACCAACCUGGCCCUCCGCGGCAGAGUGCUCCUACUGCUAAGAUAACCGCGCCAGCUACAGCGAAAAAGGAACACUUCGACCUUUUUGGCCCAGGUGUCACCCAGGAACAAAGGAACCAAGUGCUUCAAAGCUCAAUCGAAGAGUCGUUUAGAAAAGCCCGGGAGUCAUUUUCCUCAAUGAUUACUCAAAACAAAUUUGAUAUCCUCACAGAAGAAACCGAUAAGGAAAAAUACAAUUUUAAGCCACCUCCUAUUUUUAUACAAAUAGGAAUACAAUGUGCGGACCAUACUGUGUUAAUUGACUUACUAAAAUCUUUGAACAUUUGUGCUCCAGACUUUCUAAUCCAACUUGUGAACAAAUCACAGAUUAAAUUAACUCUCUUAAAAAAUGAACACUAUGAUCAAGUGAUAACUUUCCUACGUGGAAAAUCGUUAGAAUUCUACUCAUAUCAAAAACCCCAAGAUCGACCUUAUCGCGUUGUGUUGCGUGGAUUACCCAUCAAUACCUCUGAGUUACAAAUUGCAGAAUUUCUCAAAACGCAUGGACAUGAACCUGUGCGCAUACACCUUUUAAGACACUGGAAAACAAAAGAACCUAUCCCCAUUCGUGAAAUCGAUUUAAAAAAAGCUCCCUCCAAUAAAUUUGUAAUGAACAUUAAAUCAUUCUACUGUGAAAACCAACAUUUCAAAAUCUCUUUUGAAUCACCUCGCCCUAAAAAGCAUGUAAUCCAAUGUUUAAACUGCCAGAAAUAUGGGCAUUCACGAAACUUCUGUGCUCGUAAACCAGCCUGCGUUAAAUGCGGUCAAUCGCACAAAUCAGAUCUGUGUGACAAACCUAAAGAAGCCCCCCCCACCUGUGCUCUAUGCGGUAUCACUGGACAUACCGCAAACUUCAAAGGAUGCUCCAUUUAUCAAGCGAUUCGAAAAAAACGCCUCGCAGAAAGCAAAACAGCUUUCAUCAACCACCAACCCAUUUCGCAAGUACAAAUCGGCCUUAAUUCAAAACCAAAUAAUGCUACCAGGACAUACGCUUCCGUAACAGCUGCAUCUAGAGGAGAAAACAAUAUCACCUAUUCAUCAGAUGUUAUCAAUCUCUUACUACAAUCCCAAUCUCAAAUUAAUCAAUUAAUUAAUCAAAUUUCUAAUCUUUGUUCUCUCAUAACUAAAUUACUCAUGGCGCACGUUCACCCUUAAUUGCCUGUUCCCUCUUUUCAAUAUUCUUGUCAUUUCUAGAAAUUUUGGCUCCUGUCGCUUGCGCUUGGCUGGGGGGUAUCCCGUCGCGCGUGGGUGCGGUGCCCCUCCCGUCGGCGGGGGGCCUCUCCCCCUUUGCUUGGUGACAGUCAGUGCAGGUGCGUUAGCGCCUGCCGCGCAAAAGUAGUCAGGGUGACGGCCGGCUGUCGUCCGGGCUCUGGGGGUUGGGGGUCCCUGGCUGUAUGGAUUGGGGGCUCGUCUUUCUCCCUGCGUGCGGGGGGUUGCGCUCUCGGCUGGGCGUGGGCUUCAGGAGUCAUUUUUGUGAGACUUAGGUCUCUAUUUUCUAUGAAUAAUUAACUACUCUGUCGUUAAUUUUUACUCUUUUAAUUACUAGUAGAAGAAAUGAAUGUAAUAUCCAUUGUGAUAGUUUUCAAUAAAUUUAUUAGAAAAAAAAAAAAAAAAAAAAAUUUUUGUAUCGAUUUUCUAAACUCUCAACUGCAAGCUAUUUACUUUAGACCUAUUUCCUGUAGUAUACAAAUAUGUUUUUAUCAUCCCGACCGGGCCGUGAGAUAAAUCACCUUGAAUCUUAUCUUGCAAAAAUACUAGGUAAUAAGCAGAAUAUUUGAUGAUGCAAGAUAUUGUAUUUUCUUGUCAGAUUUUAUUUUUAUGAAAUGGACGAAUGAAUUAUGCUCACAAGAAAGGACUGAUUCAGAAUUUUUAUUAACUGUGUACGAUUUUUUUCAACCCUAUUUAGAAAACUCAAAAAAUGUUAAACUGUUGUAUUUUAAAGAUUUUUUUUUACUAUGAUUAUUAUUAUUCAUAAUAUUUUUUAUUAUUUAUUAUUAUCAUGUAUUUAUUUUAUUGAAAAUUGUAAAUGCAGCGUUGUCAGAAUCUCUUCCUCGGUAAAGAAUUGUGAUGUGACUGCAAUGAAAAUUGUUGUUUGUUGAUAUACCAUCAGGUCUUGACUCAAGCUUCUCAUAUUUCCUUUCAAAGCCAUACAUUUUCCAAAGUUAGUUGAACAUUUUUACUAAAAGUUGUGGUGAAUUUUUAAAGAACGCCAAAAGAUCUGCUGUUUUGUUCUUACAUUGAAAUUUAAUAAAAGAAUCAAUGCAGCGGAUCUUCCAUCACACUUGAAAUGUCAGCCAAUUUAUUUGGUGUGAUCUCCAGGAACUAUUUCUUUUGUUUUGUUAAUAUUCCGUUAACAGGCGUAACUUUCAGGGCAUCUUCAGUUGUUACCGGACCAUGUAAAUAAGAACUCAAACAAAGGUGCUUAGGAUACUUAAAUACGCUAAUAAUAACGUGAUAUUGUUCAAUUUAUUUUUUGGAAUUUGAAAUGAAAAAUAUUUUUUUGAUAGGCUGGUUCUGAUGGCAUUUUAACCAAUCAUGCUCCAAUUUUAAAACUGAAUUGUAAGGAAGUAAGAAACAUAAGCUUAUCCGUAGAAAAUCGACCCCUCUGCAACUUUCAUUUUGAACCACUUUAAUGAUACAGUGUAGCUUUAUUGAAUUGUAAUCUGUGUAGUUUAAGAAUUUUUACAGAGGGCCAAUAGGUGGAUGGACAUAUAGUUUGACAUCUCCAACUUUUUGAUUGGUCGAAGAGUUUUAAGAUUUUGAUGUCUUUAAAGAUGCCCAAGUGGGUCAUCUAAGAAGUGCAUGCGUCUUCCAAUAUCCAAAAUCAAUCUCUCGGCUGAAAUAAGAUUUCUUUAGUGGGCCUUUUCCUUGUAGGAAUUAAUGUCUUGUUCCUUUUGCAGUAUUUUUCACAGCAUCUAACCAGUAACUUUCUCAGAGUUCCCUUGAGUUCCCUUUUGUGUAACUUGUCACAUAUUCAUUUUUUUUUCUUUGUCUCAAAAAGAGGUAUUUUUUUUACUAUAAGAAUACUCUAAACUCUUUCUCAUGUUUCGUUUUAGUAUACAGGAGUAACUCUCUAUUCAUAACUUUAAUGCCCUGUCAUUUUGAAUGCCAUGGAAACCUUUUGGUGUAUUUUUUUGUAUUAUGUCGUGAAUGCAGUUUUAAUGAAUGUUUUUUUUCUCGACAUGACAUCAUCGUCUUUUUCAAUGAUUUGUGUAAUUUUUUUCUUUUCUUGCAUGUUUUUAUUCUUGAUUUUUGUUUCGUUUGCUCUCAAGUAUAUCAAUUCCAUUUUCACCCA